AUGGGCUCUGUGCUGAGCAGCGAUAAUGGCAAAUCCGCGCCCAGCUCCGCCAUCCCGCGGGGCCUGGAGCGCAAGGGGAACCCCGAGCUACCAGUCACGUCUUUCGACUGCUCUGUGUGCCUCGAGGUGCUACACCAGCCUGUGCGGACCCGCUGUGGCCACGUAUUCUGCCGUUCCUGUAUUGCUACCAGUCUAAAGAACAAUAAAUGGACCUGUCCUUAUUGCCGGGCCUAUCUUUCUUCAGAAGGUGUUCCAGCAACUGAUGUAGCCAAAAGAAUGAAGUCAGAAUACCAGAAAUGCACUGAGUGUAACACCCUGGUUUGCCUCAGCGAAAUGAGGACUCACAUAAGGACUUGUCAAAAAUAUAUAGAUAAGUAUGGACCACUACAAGAACUUGGGGAGACAAGGUGUGUGUGUCCAUUUUGUGAGAGGGACUUGGAUGAAGACAGCUUGCUGGAUCACUGUAUUACUCAUCACAGAUCGGAAAGGAGACCUGUGUUCUGUCCACUUUGCCGUUUAAUACCUAAUGAGAAUACAAGCAUCUUCAAUGGCAGUUUAAUAAGACAUUUGCAAGUCCGUCAUACUUUAUUUUAUGAUGAUUUCAUAGAUUUUAACAUAAUUGAGGAAGCUCUUGUCCGAAGAGUCCUAGACCGAUCACUUCUUGAAUAUGUGAAUCACUCAAACACCACAUAA
This is a messenger RNA of Chrysochloris asiatica (Cape golden mole), 693 nucleotides long. It is a transcript of the gene RNF125, whose product is annotated as ring finger protein 125, E3 ubiquitin protein ligase. The record is from RefSeq and is a predicted model, not a curated record. The transcript is spliced from 6 exons. The coding region runs from base 1 to 693 and encodes 230 amino acids. Gene Ontology annotation, biological process: ubiquitin-dependent protein catabolic process; protein polyubiquitination. Lineage: Eukaryota; Metazoa; Chordata; Mammalia; Afrosoricida; Chrysochloridae. Gene Ontology annotation, molecular function: ubiquitin protein ligase activity.